Panonychus citri (citrus red mite) is the source of this 1799-nucleotide messenger RNA. RefSeq names its product putative glucosylceramidase 4. Gene Ontology annotation, biological process: glucosylceramide catabolic process. The record is from RefSeq and is a predicted model, not a curated record. NCBI's taxonomy places the organism in Eukaryota, Metazoa, Arthropoda, Arachnida, Trombidiformes, Tetranychidae. Gene Ontology annotation, molecular function: glucosylceramidase activity. The coding region runs from base 84 to 1664 and encodes 526 amino acids. The transcript is spliced from 4 exons.
AAUAAAAAGGAGACGAGGAAAAAUUUCCACUGACAUAACAAUUAGUUAUUUAUUGUCACUCACAACUUGUUUACUUAAUUGUGAUGAAGUUAAUACAGUUAAUUAGCUUAUUUUGUUUAAUAACAAAUUCGCUCACUUGUUUAGUGAAAACUUUUGACAAUACAAACAGUUUCGUUUGCGUUUGUAACGAUCAAUAUUGUGACAAACUACCAACGGGACCUUAUUCAUCCCCUGAGGCGUUGACUAUCUUUAAAUCUGAUUCAUCAUAUGCUCGUUUCACCAAAUCAGUUAUUCCAGAUUCCGAUCUUUUCAAUGAUAAUGAAGACGUUCAAUCAACUGCCGAUCUUUAUGUUACAAUCAAUGUAACUCAUAAGUUACAAUCAAUCACCGGUUUUGGUGGUGCUUUUACUGAUUCUACUGGUAUCAAUAUAAAUAAACUCAGUUCUGACCUUCGGGAUCAGUUGAUUACCGAUUACUUUGGUGCUAAUGGUGCUCAGUAUAACCUUGGUAGAGUUCCGAUUGGUGGUUCUGAUUUCUCAGAUCGUCCAUAUUCAUACGAUGAUGUUGUCGAUGAUUUCGAGCUGGAACAUUUCGCUCUUGCCUCUGAUGAUUUCAAUUACAAGAUUCCUUACAUCAAGAAAGCUAAAUCAUUGAAUGGGAACCUUAAACUAUUCGGAUCACCUUGGGCUCCUCCUAAAUGGCUCAAGACCAAUAAUGCUUCAGAAGGACUGGGCAUCUUAAUUGGUGAACCAGGAAGUUUACACUGGAAAACAUGGGCUAAUUAUUUUGUCAAAUUUUUUGAAGCUUAUAAAGAAAAUGGUGUUGAAUUUUGGGGGUUAACUCCACAAAACGAGCCGCUAACUGGGCUCAGUCCUAAUUACGCUUGGAAUACAUUAGGAUUUUCAUCAGCGAUGAUGAGAGAUUUUAUUAAAAAAGAUCUUGGCCCAGCUCUGAAAGCCGCUGGCUAUGGUCCAGAUGUAAUUAAAGUCAUGAUUUAUGACCACAAUAACGAUGAGAUAUUGAAUUUUGUCCGAGGUGUCCUUUCAGAUAAAGAAGCGGCGAGUUAUGUUGCCGGAAUAGCCUAUCAUUGGUACACUUUAACUGACUAUCAUGAUGAAUUGAAUAAAGUUCACGAAAAUUGGCCAGAUUAUUUCCUAAUUUCGACUGAGGCCUGUGAAGGAUGGGUUCGAGGUCGUGAAGAUAAUAAAGUUACUCUUGGUAAUUGGACUCGAGCUGAAACUUAUGCUUUCGAUAUAAUCGACGGCUUAAACCGAUGGUCGACUGGUUGGGUUGAUUGGAAUCUUGUUCUCGAUCCAAACGGUUUACCUAAUUGGGCCAAAAAUCCAGUUGAUGCUCCGAUAAUUGUCUCAGCUGAUGGAAGUGAAUAUUAUAAACAACCAAUGUUUUACUCGUUGGCUCAUUUCAGUAAAUUCUUGCAGCCAGAGUCAAGGAGAGUUUUUCACUCAGUCGAUAGUAAAGACAAAUCAAUCCUGGAUAAAGUUAGAUUAACUACUUUUGUUAAUCCAUCUAAUGAAUUUGUUUCAAUCAUUGUAAAUGCAAAUGAAUCUCCAAUCAAAAUAUCUUUCCAAGGUGUUGAUGAUUCAAGGAAAUUUACUCUUGGAAUCGGUGGACGUUCAAUGCAAACAAUAAUCAAACCUUUGUGAAUAUAAAAACUACCAAGAUAAUAAUCAAUCCUUAAACAAUCAAUUAGCACCAGUUAAUUGUUUGUCCUAAUUGUAUCAAUUAUUUCGAUUCGAUAUUCAAAUCAUGCAGAUACAAUAAAAGGUACUAAAAAUUAA